Messenger RNA from Centropristis striata (black sea bass), 2490 nucleotides. It is a transcript of the gene gja4, whose product is annotated as gap junction protein alpha 4. Lineage: Eukaryota; Metazoa; Chordata; Actinopteri; Perciformes; Serranidae. Gene Ontology annotation, cellular component: connexin complex. Gene Ontology annotation, biological process: cell communication. The record is from RefSeq and is a predicted model, not a curated record.
CGGAGGGACACGUUAGUGCUCUGAGUGCUGAGACCAAUAAGGAGACAGAGCCGCUUCAGAGAGAGAAAGGUACAGAGGAUGUCCAGAGCUGACUGGUCCUUCCUGGAGAACCUGCUGGAGGAGGGCCAGGAGUAUUCAACAGGCAUCGGCCGCGUCUGGCUUACCGUGCUCUUCCUGUUCCGCAUCCUGGUCCUGGGAACCGCCGCCGAAUCCGCCUGGGAUGACGAGCAAGUCGACUUCGUCUGCAACACGCAACAACCCGGCUGUCCCGCCGUGUGCUACGACAAAGCCUUCCCCAUCUCCCACUUCCGCUACUUCGUCCUCCAGGUCAUCUUCGUCUCCACGCCGACCAUCUUCUACUUUGGAUAUGUGGCUAUAAGGGCUGGGAGGGACAAGAAGACAGAAGAGGAUGAGAAGGAGCUGGAAGAAGGUGGUGGAGACAAUAGCAAUGCAGCUAAAGACAAUGCAGCAGAGAAAGAGAAACAAGAGGAUGCUGGGAGAGGUAGAAAAGCUGAAAAGCCUUCUCUUGAGGCUCCGAAACUGAAAGGCAGGUUGCUGUGUGCGUAUGCGUUCAGCAUCCUGGUGAAAGUCCUCCUGGAGGUGGGCUUCAUCCUCGGGCUGUGGUUCCUGUAUGAUGGCUUCUUCAUUGCAGCAAAGUUUGAGUGCACGGCGACCCCCUGCCCUCACACGGUGGACUGCUUUGUCUCUCGACCCACGGAGAAGACCAUCUUCACCAUCUACACUCAGGUGAUCGCCGCCAUCUCCCUGCUCCUCAACCUGGUGGAGCUCCUCCACCUCCUGCAGCUCGCCAUCUCCCACCGGCUGGAGAAACGUUACCAAGCAGUGCGCCAGGACUACCUCCCUCGGUCGGAGCGGGUACCGGCCCGACCGGAGGUUAUAGAGCUCCAAACGGACGUGCCGCAGUCUUAUAAAGCGGGGAGCCAUGUUGGCGUCCCCAUGCAGGUGGAGGCUUCGUGCUACCCCAACCCGUGCGAGAGCUACGGGGACCUGGCCAUAGAGGUGAACUGGGGGACUGAGGAGAACGGGAAUGACCUGCUGCCCAGCUAUGUGAACUGCAUGGGGGCGAUGAAGACAACACAUCCCCACAGAGUCCAUUAUAAGAACCACACACAGCACACUGGGAAAACCCCAAAGGUUACGCGUAAGGGACACUUAAAGCAGAAACAUUAUGUAUGACACAGUCAGAUGUGGCAACGCGUUGCUUAAAAAGCUGAAAGCUUGGUUUUGUAUUGAGUCUUCCAGAUAUCAUCUAUGAAUAUAAUCCCGCACAUGACACUUGACUAUCAAGAAGUGCAUAGUGAGAGCUCAAAUGAAGAACAACAUUGCACUGUGAACUUGAUGCCUUAAAGGCAGGCAGACAUUCAAACAGAGAUUUAGCUGAUAAAUGGACCUAUUCAAAACAUUUUGGGAACACUCCCCAAGGCAGACAAAAUGAGAUUCCACAAUGAGAUACCAUUACAGUCAUAAGAUGUUACAUUUUGUGGCUUUUAGUGCUGAACGCAACAGUGGAAAAAAGCUGUGCAAUGGGGGGUCUGGGGUAGUGUAUGAGUGUGUAUGGGAGAGCAGCAGUAGAAGCAGAUUGAAGCAUAUUCCUCUGAGAUCUGCACUGUAACCCCUGGAGUUGUUUGAAGCCCUCCUCCUCCUCCUCUUUCUCCCAUGGCUCUGUCCACUCUGUGGAAUGUCCUGGUCUCUGGACCCGGCUCUGCUCCCAGGAGGAUAAUGGCUGCGUGGAUGCAAGCAUGCAUGCAUGCACACACACAAUAUCCUUUCCCCCUUUCACCCAGAGAGUAUCGGUCACUUGCGUUUUCGGAUGUGAACUGGGGAAGACAUGGGUAAAGAGAAGGGGAGCCAAACCAGAGGAAUUCUGGGAUUGUAAGCGACUUAUUUUUGCCAGUAACCAAAGUAAUUUAGCUAUAAAGGAAGAAGGAGGGGGAGAGAGGACCACUGCAUACCAGAUUAUGAGUGCUGAAUAAUGGAGGAAAGACAAGCAUCCAGUUUGAAAAUCAAAUCUUUACAGAGAUUUUGGGAGAGAACUCCAAAGAUAUGUGAGAGAUUGCACAUUAAGUGGACUGAAAGCGGUACAGAACUGUGCACACUUAAUGAAAGCUAACAACGUAUGUGAAAACUGUAUUUAAUGUUUAUUGUUUAAAGCCAUGAAGAAAUACUGGUGUUUAUAUUUAUUAUUUUGUGGAAAAUAAAACUUAAAGGACCAUAUAUUUAUUAUGAACUUGUCAAAUGUGGUAUAAUAAUAAUUUUCAAUGUAUCAUAUCAUUACACAUAUCAAAUCACAUAUUGCAUUUUUGCUUUUAUACAAAUAUAGUGCAUAUAGUGCUCAUUGGGAACGUGUGACCCCAAUGCAUACCUGUUUCUGGUUCCUUAGACCAGCUAUUCUCAACCUUGGGGUCGGGACCCCAAGUGGGGUCGCGAGAUGAUUUCUGGGGGGUCACCAAAUCAUUUUGGAAGUCAGCU